AUGGAGCUCCCAGAGCGGGGCCACCGGGACUACCCGGACCUCAAACCCCCAUCCUGGGGUCGCGACCCGCCCGCGUUUAGAGGCACCGCCCCUGCACCGCCCCUCCUGCAGGCCUCGGCCCGGAGCCGUGCCCCGCACCGCCCGCCUUCGGAGGCCCCGCCCCUGCGCCGUCCCCUCCUCUCGCAGGCCGCGCCCCCGAGCCGUGCCCGGCACCGCCCACUUUCGGAGGCCCCGCCCCUGAACCGCCCCUCCUCCCGCAAGCCCCGCCCCCGAGCCGCCGCACCCCGAGCCGUGCCCCGCACCGCCCACCUCCGGAGGCACCGCCCCUCCUCCCGCAGGCCCCGCCCCCGAGCCGUGCCCCGCACCGCCCACCUCCGGAGGCACCGCCUCUCCUCCCGCAGGCCCCGUCCCCGAGCCGUGCCCCGCACCGCCCACCUCCGGAGGCACCGCCUCUCCUCCCGCAGGCCCCGCCCCCGAGCCGUGCCCCGCACCGCCCACCUCCGGAGGCACCGCCCCUGCACCGCCCUCCUCCCGCAGGCCCCGCACCCCGAGCCGUGCCCCGCACCGCCCACCUCCGGAGGCACCGCCCCUCCUCCCGCAGGCCCCGUCCCCGAGCCGUGCCCCGCACCGCCCACCUCCGGAGGCACCGCCUCUCCUCCCGCAGGCCCCGCCCCCGAGCCGUGCCCCGCACCGCCCACCUCCGGAGGCCCCGCCCCUGCACCGCCCCUCCUCCCGCAGGCCGCACCCCCGAGCCGUGCCCCGCGCCGCCCGCCUUCGGAGGCCCCGCCCCGCGCGCCCUGA
Molecule: messenger RNA, 801 nt
Organism: Nyctereutes procyonoides (raccoon dog)
Lineage: Eukaryota; Metazoa; Chordata; Mammalia; Carnivora; Canidae
Exons: 3
Coding region: 1-801 (266 amino acids)
Source: RefSeq, a predicted model, not a curated record